Messenger RNA from Malaclemys terrapin pileata, 3419 nucleotides. It is a transcript of the gene KSR1, whose product is annotated as kinase suppressor of ras 1. Bases 88 to 2814 code for a protein of 908 amino acids. The record is from RefSeq and is a predicted model, not a curated record. The transcript is spliced from 20 exons. Gene Ontology annotation, molecular function: ATP binding; protein kinase activity. Lineage: Eukaryota; Metazoa; Chordata; Testudines; Emydidae. Gene Ontology annotation, biological process: protein phosphorylation.
UCCAGCCCCGCCUGACCCGUCUGUGCAGCCUCCCGCGCCGGGUUCCUGCCCGGGCCGCCCACCCCCCCGCCUGCCCGAUGCCGAGGCAUGGCUAGCGCUGCCGCCGGGCGCGCCGAGCCGAUGGUGGAGCGGAAGGAGCGGCGGGGCGGGCAGGCGGCGGCCGGCGGCGGCCGGGCAGAGGCGGGACCCGCCGCCCCCCGGGCCGCCCUGCAGCAGUGCGGGCAGCUGCAGAGCCUCAUCGACAUCUCGCUGUCCAGCCUGCGCGGCCUCCGCACCAAGUGCGCGGCGUCCAACGACCUCACCCAGCAGGAGAUCCGGACCUUGGAGGUGAAAUUGGUCCGGUACAUCAACAGACAGCGGCAGUGUAAGCUGAGCGUGCCCCUGAAUGACAGGACAGUGGAGCUCAACAGCUACCCAAGAUUCAAUGACUGGUUAGACCUCGUCAAUGUAAAGAAAGAAGUUGUACAGAGAAUCCCAGAGGAGCUAACCCUAGAUGCCUUACUGGAUAUGAAUGAGUCCAAGGUGAAAGAAACCAUGAAGAGAUGUGGGGCCAGUGACGAGGAGUGUUCCAGACUCAAUGGGGCUCUCACCUGCUUAAGGAAGGUGACCGAAUCAGGUGGGGAGUUAAAAGAAGAUCUGUUGUGGAAUCCUUCUGAUGCGCGUCGAGAGAGCACCUCUGCACACCCCGCAGAACCCUCCUGUCCUACAGGCCCCACGUGGACUCAUGGCAUGCUGCAUCUUUCGAAGGGCAACAGCCAGCAGGCACGCUCUGUGUCUGUGUCUGCUAUACCUUCUUCAGAUUCCCUUGCCUCGAGCCAAGGACCUUCAAGCUACACAGACAGCUUCCUGGAACCUUUAGCCUUCCCCUCCCACAGUGGUCGAGUAGUAUUUAGGACUCCUCACAGCAUCACCAUCACACCGCCCACGACGCCUCAGUUAAAGAGGCGUCACAAAUUGAAACCUCCACGGACUCCCCCUCCGCCUUGCCGGAAGGUUUUUCAGCUGCUACCAAACUUUCCAACCCUCACAAGAAGCAAGUCCCAUGAAUCACAGCUGGGCAACAGGAUAGAUGAAGUUCCUCCUGUAAAGUUUGAUCUUCCCCAGGGAUCCCCUCAGAUGGUACGAAGAGACAUCGGCAUAUCCGUAACACACAGAUUCUCUACGAAAUCUUGGUUAUCUCAGAUGUGCCACGUGUGUCAGAAAAGCAUGAUGUUCGGCGUGAAGUGUAAGCACUGCAGAUUAAAGUGUCAUAACAAAUGUACUAAAGAGGCCCCUGCUUGCAGAAUAUCUUUCCUUCCUAUAGCGAAAAUAAGAAGGACGGAGUCUGUCCCUUCUGAUAUUAAUAACCCAGUGGAUAGACCUGCAGAGCCGCAGUUUGGAACCCUUCCAAAAGCACUAACGAAAAAGGAUCAUCCCCCAGCAAUAAACCAUCUAGACUCCAGCAGUAAUCCAUCUUCUACAACCUCCUCCACGCCAUCUUCUCCAGCACCUUUCCAGUCUUCCAAUCCUCCCAGCGCAACGACUCCCCCAAAUCCCUCCCCCAUGGGCCAGCGGGACUGCCGGUUUCACUUUCCAGCUGCCUACUACAUUCAACAUAGACAACAGUUUAUCUUCCCAGAAAUCCCCAGCCCCCCACAAGUAAUACAGCCGCCUGAAACAGCUGAAGACACUAAUGCUGAUGAACAGCUGGACACAGAGGGGGUUGAAGAACCUGAUGCAGAGGUGGAAGAGCAAGAGCCGAAUAAAUCGGAACCGGAGGACGAUGAGGACGAGUUAGACGACUUGCCCAGCAAGCGGCCACACUGGAAAGGGAUGAUCUCCCGCAAGGCCAGCCAGACCAGCGUCUACUUGCAGGAGUGGGACAUUCCCUUUGAACAGAUUGAGUUGGGGGAGCUCAUCGGCCAAGGGCGAUGGGGGAAGGUUUACCGGGGGAAAUGGCACGGAGAGGUGGCCAUCAGGCUGUUGGAGAUCGAUGGGAACAAUCAGGACCAUCUCAAGCUCUUUAAGAAGGAGGUGAUGAAUUACAGGCAGACCCGACACGAGAACGUGGUGCUCUUCAUGGGGGCGUGCAUGCACCCCCCUCAUUUAGCCAUUAUUACCAGCUUUUGCAAAGGAAGGACACUUCACUCAUUUGUAAGGGAUCCCAAGGUAUCUUUGGAUAUUAACAAAACCAGGCAGAUAGCUCAAGAAAUCCUUAAGGGCAUGGGGUAUCUUCAUGCAAAGGGGAUUGUGCAUAAAGAUUUGAAGUCCAAGAAUGUUUUCUAUGACAAUGGCAAAGUGGUGAUCACAGACUUUGGACUAUUCGGAAUUUCGGGUGUGGUUCAGGAAGGAAGGCGUGAAAAUGAACUGAAACUGCCCCAUGACUGGCUGUGCUAUCUGGCCCCUGAAAUUGUUCGUGAGAUGUCUCCUGGGAAAGACGAAGACAAGCUGCCCUUCUCCAAGGCUGCAGACGUCUAUGCUUUCGGGACGGUUUGGUAUGAGCUCCAAGCAAGAGAAUGGCCUUUCAAGAGCCAGCCAGCUGAAGCACUCAUCUGGCAGAUCGGAAGCGGAGAAGGAGUGAAGCAUGUCCUUGCUACAGUUAGUUUAGGGAAAGAAGUCAGCGAAAUCCUCUCAGCAUGUUGGUCUUUAGACCUCAGCGAGAGACCCAGCUUUACUCUCCUCGUGGAUAUGCUUGAAAAACUGCCAAAACUGAACAGACGGCUGUCGCAUCCUGGACACUUCUGGAAAUCUGCAGACAUUAACAGUAGCAAAGUUGUCCUUCGUUUUGAAAGAUUUGGCUUGGGAAUCCUGGAAUCAAGUAAUCAAAAGAUAUAGCAUGGUGUGUAAUUAUCUUGUUGAUAUUGUUGUCUACCUGCUUACACACAUCAGAAACCUUCACGGCAUCUUCCGAACUCUGAAACUGGUGCAGCCCUACCUGAAAGCCACACGACCCCUCCGUUCAAACUGGCGUAUGUUGUUUCUGAAGUCUGAGUUCUGCCUAAGCACCAGCAAUUAUUUAAAAAAUGUUUACAUCAUAUGUUUCUCUGUGAGCUAUAUUUUUUUAACAUGAUGAUGAUGAUGAUGAUGAUGAUAAUAAAGGUGAUUUAAGAUUUUUCUUUAAGUGCAAGCAUUCAAAUGGCACUGAAAAGAACUGUUCCCCCAGUUCUUCGUUGCAUCUGUGGAGUAACUAAGGGCUAAUUUCUGCACUGCAAAUCAUGCACAGAGUUUCCACUGAAGCUAAUCGAGGUUGCACAUGUCAGAGAAUGGCUAGCUUUAAAUCACUAAUGCAGCCAAUUCAAGUGAGAAGGAAUGGAGUUAUGGCCCCAUUGUGUCUCCAUAAGGAAGCUUCUAAAAGAACGUUAGAUUUUUAUUUUAUUGAAAGGAAAUGCAUGUAUUGUGUUUAUGGUUUGGGCAAACUUAAUAAACUCUUGAUUACUGAU